This is a messenger RNA of Caenorhabditis elegans, 4269 nucleotides long. RefSeq names its product Splicing factor 3B subunit 1 domain-containing protein (gene sftb-1). Lineage: Eukaryota; Metazoa; Nematoda; Chromadorea; Rhabditida; Rhabditidae. Gene Ontology annotation, cellular component: nucleus. Gene Ontology annotation, biological process: spliceosomal complex assembly. The record is from RefSeq and is marked reviewed. Gene Ontology annotation, molecular function: mRNA binding.
AUCGAUGUCUCGUUCAGGCGAGGCUUAUGCGCAGGAGUUGAACCGCAAAAGGGUCGCAAACCAGCGUGCCGCGGCAGCCGAAGACAACGAUGAGAAUAAGGGAAACGGAAAUAAAGUGGCCUUCGGAGCCGCUGGUAAUUUCGACACGGAUGUUUACGGAAGUGUUCGUGGUGAAAAUCGGGAUAGUUACCUAGACUCGAUUGGAACCGGAGAAGAAGAUGACGUCGAUGAGGAUUCGAUGCCGAGUGUACAAAAGAAAAGUACAAAUUAUGCACAGCCACACAAAUUCAUCGAAGAGGUGGCUGCUGCCUCCGAGGACACUGAUCCAUUCGCAGAUACUCGCACAAAAACCAUCGCAGAACGACAAUCCAAGUAUCACGAAAGAGCUAUGAGGAGACAGAUCUCUCCAGACAGAGCGGAUGCUUUUGUUGAUCAAACUCCUGACAAUCGGAAUCGAGGUUACGCAGAAGUUAUGCGUGAUCAGAUGUACCAUGAAGAGAAAGGGCGUGUUGAACGGGAGCUUGCCGAUCGAGCAAAAGCUGGAGAGCUUCAUGUUACUGGACAGCCAGAGAAAAAGAAAGGAAGAUGGGAUGCUGAAGCUCCAUCAACUGAUGCAUCUUCUGAUAAUCUUGGUGCAGCUUCUGCAACUCCAUCUCAGGGUUCUGCUCCACGAAAAAGAUUAGGAUUUUCGAAGAUUAGUGCAGAUGCAGCAACACCAAGAGCUGCUAGAUGGGAUGAAACACCGGCUCACUCGACUGGAGCAGCUGAUGCAACUCCUUCUGUGGAUAAAUGGUCAACGACUCCGGCAGCACAGACCCCGAGAAGAAAUCGUUGGGAUGAAACUCCAAAAGAGAAUCUCAAUGAUGGAUCAAUGACACCGGGAUGGGGAAUGGAGACUCCUGCUAGAGGAGGAUCAGAUGAUGUUAAGAUUGAGGAUACUCCAUCCGCAUCGAAGCGUCGUUCACGAUGGGAUCUGACACCAUCACAAACUCCGAAUGUGGCAGCAGCUACUCCACUUCAUUCCGGAUUACAGACACCAUCAUUCACACCGAGCCACCCUUCACAGACUCCAAUCGGAGCAAUGACUCCAGGUGGAGCAACUCCAAUUGGAACGGCAGCAAUGGGAAUGAAAACACCAGCUCCUCAUAUGAUUCCAAUGACACCUGAACAAAUGCAAAUUUACCGAUGGGAGAAGGAAAUUGAUGACAGAAACCGUCCAUUGACUGAUGAAGAACUCGAUUCACUAUUCCCACCUGGCUACAAGGUUCUGGUUCCUCCAAUGAACUACAUUCCUCUGAGAACACCAUCACGGAAGUUGAUGGCCACUCCAACUCCAAUGGGUGGAGCUGCUGGUGGAGGAUUCUUUAUGCCUGGAACACCAGAUAGAGAUGGAAUCGGAGAGAAAGGAGUCGGUGGUCUGGUGGAUACUCAACCUAAGAAUGCAGAAUUACCACCUCUAAAGCCAGAUGAUAUGCAAUAUUUCGAUAAGUUGUUGAUGGAUGUAGAUGAGAGUCAACUCACGAAAGAAGAGAAAAAUGAACGGGAAAUUAUGGAGCAUUUAUUGAAAAUCAAAAAUGGAACCCCGCCAAUGAGAAAGAGCGGAUUGAGAAAAAUAACAGAAAACGCGCGAAAGUACGGAGCAGGUCCACUUUUCAAUCAAAUUCUUCCACUUCUCAUGUCACCAUCGCUGGAGGAUCAAGAACGGCAUUUGAUGGUAAAAGUUAUUGAUCGAAUUCUAUACAAAUUGGAUGAUCUCGUCAGACCAUAUGUGCAUAAGAUUCUUGUCGUCAUUGAGCCACUUCUUAUCGAUGAGGAUUAUUAUGCAAGAGUUGAAGGUCGUGAGAUCAUUUCCAACCUUGCAAAGGCCGCUGGAUUGGCAACAAUGAUUUCUACAAUGAGGCCUGAUAUUGAUAAUGUUGAUGAAUAUGUCCGUAAUACAACCGCUCGUGCAUUCGCUGUCGUCGCCUCAGCUCUCGGAAUUCCAGCUCUCCUCCCAUUCCUUAAAGCUGUGUGCAAAAGUAAAAAAAGUUGGCAGGCUCGGCACACGGGUAUUAAAAUUGUUCAACAAAUGGCCAUUUUGAUGGGUUGUGCAGUAUUACCACAUUUGAAAGCACUUGUUGAUAUUGUUGAAAGCGGAUUGGAUGAUGAACAGCAAAAGGUCCGAACUAUCACUGCUCUCUGCUUGGCAGCUCUCGCCGAAGCUUCAUCUCCAUACGGAAUUGAAGCUUUCGAUUCAGUGUUGAAACCUCUUUGGAAAGGUAUUCGUAUGCAUCGUGGAAAAGGUCUUGCUGCAUUCCUUAAAGCUAUUGGUUACCUGAUUCCAUUGAUGGACGCAGAAUAUGCUUCAUAUUAUACAAGAGAAGUGAUGCUCAUUUUGAUUCGCGAGUUUGCAUCGCCAGAUGAGGAAAUGAAAAAGAUUGUUUUAAAGGUUGUCAAGCAGUGUUGUGCAACAGACGGAGUAGAAGCGAGUUACAUUCGAGACGAAGUACUUCCAAGCUUCUUCAAAGCAUUCUGGAAUCAAAGAAUGGCUAUGGAUCGUCGUAACUAUCGCCAAUUGGUUGAUACAACUGUGGAAAUUGCUCAAAAAGUCGGAUGCGUUGAGAUGAUUGCUCGAAUUGUUGAUGAUUUGAAGGAUGAAAAUGAGCAAUACAGAAAAAUGGUUAUGGAAACAAUUGAGAAUAUUGUAGCGUUGCAAGGAGCGACUGAUAUUGAUGCUCGACUUGAAGAACAACUGAUUGAUGGUCUUCUUUAUGCUUUCCAGGAACAAACUCAAGAAGAUUCUGUGAUGCUUGAUGGUUUUGGAACAAUCUGCUCAAGUCUUGGACGACGUGCCAAGGCAUAUAUCCCACAAAUCUGUGGUACUAUUCUGUGGCGUCUCAACAACAAAUCUGCAAAAGUUCGUCAACAAGCUGCUGAUUUAAUUGCCAGAAUUGCACCGGUUAUGCAUAUGUGUGAAGAGGAGAAAAUGAUGGGACACAUGGGAGUAGUAUUGUAUGAGUAUUUGGGAGAAGAAUAUCCAGAAGUACUUGGAUCAAUUCUCGGUGCAUUGAAAGCAAUUUGCAAUGUUAUUGGAAUGACCAAAAUGACUCCACCAAUCAAAGAUUUGCUGCCAAGAUUGACACCAAUUUUGAAGAAUCGUCACGAGAAAGUGCAGGAGAACUGUAUCGAUUUGGUGGGAGCAAUCGCUGAUAGAGGAUCUGAAUUUGUAUCUGCAAGAGAAUGGAUGAGAAUCUGUUUCGAGCUUCUCGAAUUGCUUAAAGCUCACAAGAAAAGUAUUCGAAGAGCUGCAAUUAAUACAUUUGGAUUUAUUGCAAAAGCUAUCGGACCACAUGAUGUUCUCGCAACGUUGCUCAAUAAUUUGAAGGUCCAAGAACGCCAGCUCCGUGUGUGUACAACAGUCGCCAUUGCCAUUGUUUCGGAAACUUGUGCCCCAUUUACAGUACUUCCAGCAAUUAUGAACGAGUAUCGUGUACCUGAAAUUAAUGUACAAAACGGAGUUUUAAAAGCUCUUUCAUUCAUGUUCGAAUACAUUGGAGAAAUGGCAAAAGACUACAUUUAUGCAGUUGUUCCGCUGCUCAUUGAUGCAUUAAUGGAAAGAGAUCAAGUUCAUCGUCAGAUUGCAGUCGACGCAGUUGCUCAUCUUGCUAUUGGAGUUUAUGGAUUUGGUUGUGAAGAUGCACUUAUUCAUUUAUUGAAUUAUGUGUGGCCCAAUAUGUUGGAAAACUCACCGCAUCUUAUUCAACGAUGGGUGUUUGCAUGUGAAGGAAUGCGAGUUUCGUUGGGACCUAUUAAGGUUCUUCAAUAUUGCCUGCAAGCUCUUUGGCAUCCAGCGAGAAAAGUUCGAGAACCAGUGUGGAAGGUCUUCAACAACCUAAUUCUUGGCUCCGCAGAUGCUCUUAUUGCCGCCUAUCCACGUAUCGAGAACACCCCAACAAAUCAAUAUGUCCGCUACGAACUUGAUUAUAAUCUUUAAAUAAUUUUCUAAUUUUUGUUUUUUUUAUUUGGAUCUCGAUAACUUAUUUUUCUAUCUCCGUGUUCCCUCCCUCCUUUCAUCACAUUUUCAUAGAAAACGAAACCUUUUAUAUUUUAAUCCCAUUUCCCUCCAAAUAUUCUCUUGAAUCUAGAUUAAUCUAACAAAAUUGUUUUGGUUGUCAGUGGUUUUUUUUUGUUUUUCUAUUACUUUUCUCCAAUAUCAAUCAAUUUAUUCCCAAAAAAAAAAACAACAACAACUCUUGCGAUAGAUAUUUAAAAUGAAGACUUGUCAAAUUA